GAGACUGCAGUCCACUCCUUCGUCCCGGACAGUCCGCAUCGAGCAUCCAUGUGCCAAACAGACCUCUGGAUCCGGAGCGCAGAUUCAGGCGAGUCCAGUCCUGGAAAGACUUCAGUUACCGACUCAGCGGCAGGAAGUCAGAGCCGGUGUGAGACUCUCCGGUCGUUAUAGAUCAGCUGUGUGUUCAUCAGAGCUCAGAUCAGCUCGGACUCUUUGCUUUGGACUCCUCUGGCUGCCGGAGCGGAGAGAGAUCUGUUUUCAAACCUCAAACCCUCCGCUGCUCCUCUCUGGCUCCUCCACAUCUGCAGGAGCUGCUUUUAUCUUCACGUGUUUUCAUCCUGCUCUCCGCGCACGACAUGAGCAGCCCCGCUGUCUCCUGCCUGUCCGCGCGUCUUUGUCAUUUUAAUAUCGGUGAUCUCCGCGCGUCUGGCUGACUGUUUGCAUUUCAGCGCAAUCUGACAAACUGAGGAGGAUUUCUGUCCUGGCUGGAAUAAAGAGGAGAGGAGUCAGCGGGAGGAACGUGGAUCUGUUUCACUUCAUCUUGUUUCCCUUUGGAUUGAUUUUGCUCAUUUAUUCCUCCGUUUCCACCCCGAGGAUGUUGCUCCGCCGCCUGAACCCGCCCUCCUGGUCCACCUGUAGGUUUUCCUUCUGCUUUCUGUUGCUGCUCCAAACGCCCCGGUCCUCCUCUCCGCUAAUUACAGGUACCGAGGCCAGCUGUGAGAACGAAGGGGAAGUCCUCCACAUCCCCAACAUCACUGACAACCCCUGCAUCACCUGCGUGUGUCUGGAGGGGAAGGCCGACUGUAAACAGGAGAAAUGCCCGCUGGUGUCUGAGGACUGUGCUCUGGUGGUGAAACAGACGGGAGCCUGCUGCGAGAGGUGUAAAGGCUGCAUGUUGGAUGGACGGUCUUAUAACAGCUCAGUAUCCUGGACCACCUCCACCAAACCCUGCAUAACCCGCCGCUGUCAGGAAGGUGUCAUCACUGAGGCCGACGUUCAGUGUGUCGUCCACUGCAAGAAUCCCAAAAUCCACCCAAAGAAGUGCUGCCCCACCUGCCCCAGUUGUAUCUUUGAGGGUCGUCUGUACAAAGAGAAGGAGGAGUUCAGCCCUGAGGGCAAACCCUGCAUCAAAUGCACCUGCACUGGAGGGCGCACUCUUUGCAUGAGGGAGGUGUGUCCUGUCCUUUCCUGCCCCGCCUUCCUCAGUCACACCCCACCUGGACAGUGCUGCCCCAGAUGUCUCGGUCAGAGAAAGGUGUUUGAUCUGUCUUUAGGAAGCUGUCUGUUCCACAGCGAAGUUUAUGAGAACGGCACCUCCUUCAUACACGACAACUGCACCACCUGCACCUGCAAGGAUUCCACCGUGGUCUGCAAGAGGCGAUGCUCUCGGCCGGGGAGUUGCCAUGGUGACCAUUGUUGCGAGGAGUGUCUGUCCUACGUGAAGGUGGAGGAGGUGAAGUACUGCAGAGUCCGGAACAAGAUCUACAGGGAAGGAGACAUGUGGUCGUCAGUUAACUGCACGCUCUGCGCCUGUGUUAAAGGAAACAUUGAGUGUCGGCCCAAACAGUGUGUACCAAUCACCAGCUGCCCCGCGAAUAAAAUCCUGAACAGGACGGGCUGUUGUCCAGUCUGCACUGAAAAGCCCGGUGUGUGCACAGUGUUUGGCGACCCUCACUACAACACCUUCGACGGCAGGACCUUUAACUUCCAGGGAACCUGUCAAUACGUACUGACUCGUGACUGUGGCAGCACCCCAGGACCAGGAAAUAACUUCAACCUCAACAGCCCAGACUCCAGCUUCAUGGUGCUGGUGAAGAACGACGCCCGGCGGACUCGCUCCUUCUCCUGGACUCAGUCUGUUGAGGUGAGGUUGGGAGGUUUGGUCCUCAGUCUCCACCAGCACCUGACGGUUCGGAGGAACGGCACCCGCAUCGCACUGCCCUACCACGGCCCUGGGGUGCACAUCGACCUGGACGGAUACCUGCUCAAACUCACCACCAUCGCAGGUCUGGAGAUCACCUGGGACGGUGACAGUUUUGUUGAGGUUGUGGCUGCCCCCCACCUGCGUGGACGCCUGUGCGGCCUUUGUGGCAACUACAACGGCCACAAGCGUGACGACACCAUGGGAGGCGACGGGCAGUUCAAAUUCGACGUGGACGAGUUUGCCGAGUCGUGGCGAGUCGAGGGAAAUGAGGUUUGCUCCCAACAGCACCCGCCUCGCCGGCCAACGUCCUUCCUGUGCCCCGGCAGCGUCAAAGUCAAGUUCCGCGCCCACCGGGAGUGCCAGAAGAUAAAGUCAUGGGAGUUUCAGAAGUGCCACCGUGUGGUUGACUUCGCCCCGUUCUACAGGUCAUGUGUAACGGACAUGUGUGAGUGUCCGGUCCAUAAAAACUGUUAUUGUGAGUCCUUCAUCGCUUACAGCCGAGCCUGCGAGAGGGAGGGAGUGCCCGUCCUCUGGAGGGCCGACACCGCCUGCAUGGCCACCCAGUGUAAACACGGCGCCGUGUACGACACCUGCGGACCGGGCUGCACCAAAACCUGCGACAACUGGAACGAGAUCGGGCCGUGUCACAAGCCCUGCGUGGCCGGCUGCCACUGCCCCGCCAACCUGGUGCUGUUCCAGGGACGCUGCAUCAAACCCACGGCCUGCCCCGGACGGUGACCCUUGUGAUCCAGGUGGGAGGGGGGGCAGGUUAGGGACGCUCAAGUAUCACAGUUUGGGGGCCAAACAAGCCGAGGAGGGUUUGGGAGGACACAGACGGGUGUCAGGUCGACAGAUCACAUGUGACAAAGUACUCAGGGUCCAGAUCUGUCUGACAGAGAUACAAGCUACGGUGACGGACUGGAUGAGAGGCUGAACGUCGCCACCACCUUCAGCCUCUGACUUCCACGUGCCUUGUGUAAACUAUGCAUUGUCACUACCCGUCACCGCCACCGGGGGCGCUAAUUUCAGUCUUGUCAAGGAACUGAACUCCCAGGAGAAAACUCAGGGGCCCUGAGGUGGAAAUUUUUGUCUCCACCUUCUGCGGAACGUUUGACCACGCUGCCAUGGACCCUCAGGAAACAGUCUGGGCCGGUGGACUCCUGCCGGAGCCAACAUGGCACCCACAUUUCUCUCACAAACUCUCUGAGGUGGGAAACUGAGCAUCUGCGUCUGGAAUACAGAAAUUCAAAGCGGAGAAACUCAUCAUAUCAAAGUGCCCUCGUGAUCUCUGUUCCCUCAUUUCAUACUGUAAGCUAGCCAGAUUUAUAUGAAAGACAGACAGCUUUUAUAUUAUUAUUAUUAUUGUUCUAAUUAAUAUUAUUAUUAUUAUUAUUUGUUGUUGAUGUUGUUAAUUUAUAUAUCGGUCAGAUGACACGUCGUAGCAAGAGCCAGAAUCAUGAAUAUAAUGCGUUAUAAAUGAUUUAAAGGGAAACAAAAGCUAUUUAUGUAUUUGUUGUGUACUUGUGUUACUGUUUGAAGAGAAAUGCCCAAAUGUGACUCCGUUGUUGCUCCAUCGCAGGGAAAUUGUACUGUAUUGUGUUGCGCUCCGUGUACAGCUUGUUGUGGUUCGUAUCAACUGAAGGUGUUCAUCUAAACAUAUGUUUCACUUGACGAUAAUUAUUUAAGACCAGCAAUAUAAUCUUUUAUCGAAGUUCA
Messenger RNA from Epinephelus fuscoguttatus (brown-marbled grouper), 3640 nucleotides. It is a transcript of the gene bmper, whose product is annotated as BMP binding endothelial regulator. Gene Ontology annotation, molecular function: protein binding. NCBI's taxonomy places the organism in Eukaryota, Metazoa, Chordata, Actinopteri, Perciformes, Serranidae. The coding region runs from base 596 to 2662 and encodes 688 amino acids. The transcript is spliced from 16 exons. The record is from RefSeq and is a predicted model, not a curated record.